Dinoponera quadriceps is the source of this 1988-nucleotide messenger RNA. It is a transcript of the gene SmE, whose product is annotated as speckle-type POZ protein A. Gene Ontology annotation, molecular function: RNA binding; protein binding. NCBI's taxonomy places the organism in Eukaryota, Metazoa, Arthropoda, Insecta, Hymenoptera, Formicidae. Gene Ontology annotation, biological process: spliceosomal snRNP assembly; mRNA splicing, via spliceosome. The record is from RefSeq and is a predicted model, not a curated record. Gene Ontology annotation, cellular component: U2 snRNP; U5 snRNP; U1 snRNP.
UGAUUAACGAUCGUCCGUACAGGAAUAAUGGUAACUAGGGCCGUUACCGUCGGGGCGGCGGCAGGUGCCGCUGGGAUGUCUGGCGAGACGGGGUUGGUCGGGAUGUCGGGCGUACCGAGGCUGCUGGAGGAUCUGGCGCGACUCUCCGAGGAUAAAGACUCGGCUGAUAUCGUGUUUCUGCUAGGGCGCGACGAGACCCCGGUUUACGCCCACAGACUAAUACUUCAAGCCAGGUGUAAGAACUUCACGGUGCCGAAAAGGAUAGGCACGGCUGGAAAUCCGACGCCGGUGCGAAUGUCACACGCGCAUCCUGAUACAUUUCGCCAGUUUAUUCACUACAUCUACACCGGCAAGAUAAUGCUACAAGACAGUGCGAUUUUCGAGAUGUUGGGAUUGGCACAGGAACUCGGGCUCGACGAGCUCUGGCGAAGUUGUGAGGAGCACGUGUCCGCUACUCUAAGUCCUGGUAACGCCUGCGCGCUUUUAACCGCCGCUUUAGAGGCACAGGAUCGCGUUCCAGGUAAUGCUACCAAAUGUGUGUUGGUAUCAUUGGCAGUCGCCAUAUUUGUUAGCGUUUAACGUUGCGCGAAGCCACGCUGUUUGCCGCUAACAGUUGUCGAGACCGAUUUUCCAAGUGCCGGCACGAAAAUGUCGUACAAAGGCCCGCAGAAAGUUCAGAAGGUGAUGGUCCAGCCCAUCAACCUUAUAUUCCGCUACCUGCAAAACCGCUCGCGCGUCCAAGUCUGGCUGUUCGAGAACGUAAACCUGCGAAUCGAAGGUCACAUUGUCGGCUUCGACGAGUACAUGAACCUGGUGCUGGACGACGCCGAGGAGUACAAUCAGAAGACAAAGAUCAGGAAGCAGCUCGGACGGAUCAUGCUGAAGGGCGACAAUAUCACGCUGAUACAGAAUACGAAUCCCGGGGCCAACUAAUCACGGAGAAUACGAAUCCCGAGGCCAACUAAUCACGGAGGUGUAACCUCAACCACAACCCAACUUCGAACUUCUUCCUCGGAACAAUGUGAAAAUUUGGAUUACUCAGGGAGACUGUCGGCACUUAGGCAUUGAUGUUCUCGGAUUUCUUGAAUGAUGGAGAGGAUGUAUCGCGUGAUUGAUAUGAAUGAGAUGUAUUCGUCCUAGUUUUUUAGCUUAUUCCAAAUGAAUGCUUUACACGUGACCAUUUCACAGGCAUAUAUUCAUUAUAUAUGAUAUAAUGUUCAUUUUAUAUGAUAUAUAUAUGAUAUAAUAUCAUACUAAAUUGAAGAUAUGACAUAUUAUGAUUGGUUGUUUAGGAAAUCUAAAGUUACUUUUUUUUUUAUGGUUUCGUAUUAUGGGACAGUUCUUGUGAAGAUCCAUUCUGAAUAUGUAUCUAUGUGACACUGUGAAGCAUAAUUAGGAUGUAUAAGCAGUUAUUAAAUAAUUUCAUACUUUAACUUACGUUUCAUUUAUUUUUACACCGAGAAUGUCUCGUCAACGACUAAAGUUUGUGGAUCUACUAUUAGAUGCGAGAAGGAACCAAUGAAACAUGGGUGCAUAAUGAACUGAUCUGUGUGAAUGAGACACGAGUGCUCAGUUAGACAUUUUUGUCUGAAUUUGAAAUCUUAUUAAUUACUCGUAUCUAUAUGAUAAUACUUAUCAAUGGUUGAAAUCAAUGGUCAAUCUACGAGCAUCGUUUUAGGUUUACAUUAAGGGAGAUCCAUUCUCUUCUCUUUCCGGAAUAUGUUGAUUAAGCAAUGGAGAUUAACAGAAAAUUCAAACAACUAUAUAAAUAAUUUGGCUACAUCGUAGAUAUAGUUUCGUACAAGCCAGCUUAACAAGCAUCUGCCAAGCUUGAUCAAAGUUUAGUCUUUGCCUGUCAAUAAUGACAGUUUCAGGGUACAAAUGAUCAAUCGAAACCACUCUGAUUUCCAAUAAUGCUAACGAGAGAACGGCUUCGUAGGUACAUCAAUCUAUUAUUCAUUCUUUCAUCUAUCGAGUCUCUUUGUGUG